Messenger RNA from Neltuma alba, 2442 nucleotides. RefSeq lists its product as uncharacterized. The transcript has 4 exons. Bases 1 to 2442 code for a protein of 813 amino acids. The record is from RefSeq and is a predicted model, not a curated record. Gene Ontology annotation, molecular function: zinc ion binding. Lineage: Eukaryota; Viridiplantae; Streptophyta; Magnoliopsida; Fabales; Fabaceae.
AUGAGGAGAGAUGAGAAGCUGAAAACGGAGGCGGAGCAGAGUCGAACGCUGAGAAGACGGAAAAGUGAGAGAGGGGUUGAACGUGGGUAUUACGUAAGAAAGUGGAGCUUAAUGAUGGGUUUGGGUUUUCAAGUCGGUUUACUGGUAGCUUUGAUGACAUCUAACAUUGGGUCAACAUCUUCAAAGCGUCUUGCUUGUUACUUUCAUGUGGGUGGGAAGUUUGCAGAAAAUGGUGAUGGUGAAGUUAAGUACUAUGGUGGAACUGUCAGGGUAAGAGUGAUCAAGGAGGGUAUAAGGCUUGAAGAUUUGAGGGUUAUGAUAGGAGAAUGGUUUGGUGUAGAUAGUAAUGGUUGCGACAUUAAAUACACAUUGGGCUUGAAUGAUAGGAUAUUAAUAGAUCUUAUUGAUGAUGAUGAAGUUGACAACCUAUUUGAGUAUAAUGAUAGUAAUGCACAUGUAUACGUAGCAGCUAAAGGUAAUGAGAAUACGGAGGAAGAAGUGGCUGAUCGAAACAGCAUGUCAAAAUUGUCAGGACUGUCACAGCAAAAUGAUGAGCCAAUGAUUGAGGAUGCUGUCGAAUGUGUGAAUUACAUAGCAGCUGAAAAUGUUCUUAGCCUGCCAUAUGCAGUAGAGAGUGCACCAACUCCUUUGCCAGGAAUGAAUUCCCUGAAAUGGAAAACAGUAUUGUUAGGAUUGAGGCAGACUUUUCCAGAUGCGGAUGAUUUCAAGAAGAAACUACACAAAUUCAGCAUUGCAAACAAAUUUGAGUAUAAAUAUGUGAAGAAUUCUAAUGCCCAUAUGUAUGUCAAAUGCAAUGUUGAAGGUUGUCCAUGGAGGAUCAGUGCAAGAGCAGCUGUAAAGAGUACUCCAGCAUUUUUACGUGUAACGACAUUCAAAAAUGAGCAUGUUCAUAAUGCCCAAGACAAUCUUCAUGUGACACAUGGUAGAUCAGCUAGCUUGACAUCAUCAAUUAUAAUUGAAGAGGUUAGGGAUCAUAUAGACAUGCGUCCAAAUGAUAUAAAAAAGAGGUUGGAAAGAGAUUAUGGUGUGAAGUUGACAUAUAAGCAAGCAUACAGGGCCAAGGAAAAAGCGUUGGAGGACAUACAUGGCAGACCUGAUCAUUCUUACAUGCUUAUUCCAUGGAUAUGUGACCGGUUGAAGGAAACCGAUGACAAAACAGUGGCAAAAUGGGUGGCUGCAAGGAACAACAGAUUUGAGCGUGUAUUCAUAGCCUAUGGGUGUUGUAUAGAGGGUUUUAUUGCUGGUGCUAGACAUGUACUGUAUAUUGAUGGAAGUCAUUUAAGUGGACCGUAUAAGGGGACACUACUUUCAGCGUCGGCUUAUGAUGCGGACAACGAAUUAUUACCUUUUGCCAUUGCGAUUGUGAAGGGAGAGACGCUUGAGGAUUGGACAUGGUUCUUACAUAUGAUCAAGGAGAUAAUUGGGUCAAUGCAAUUAACAAUCAUUUCAGACCGACACAAUGCAAUUAUAGGUGCUGUGCAAGCAAUAUUCGGAGGUGAGCGACAUGCGUACUGUUACAGACAUGUUAAGGAGAAUUUCAGUACACAAAUGAUCAAGUUAAAUAGAGGAAGAAGGAAGACAAGUGGCAACACAAGGGAGGAUGGACUGCAUUUCCUAGAUGCCAUUGCAUAUGCAAGGCUUGACACAGAGUUUGAUCAAGCAAUGGAUAACAUGAGACACUUCAAUUCCCAAUUAUUUGAAUGGCUUGUCAAUCAUGGUGAUAUUCACAAGUGGGCCUUAAGCAAGUUCCCUUUUAAACGAUGGGACAACAUAACAACAAACCUUGCAGAGUCAUUCAAUGCGUGGAUGCUGAAGGAGAGAAGAUAUAAUGUUGCCCAACUUAUACAUGAGCAUCGUGAAAAAGUAGCCAAGAAGAUGUAUGCAGCAAGCAUGGCAAUGAGCAAAUGGAAGAAUGGUGUAGGCCCAAAUACAAAUGCAACAUUGAUGGAAAAUGUGGCGAGAUCUGCACAGAUGUUAAGUGUUCCUUACGGAAGGGGUAGGGUGUGUGUCCAUACAGCAAAAGGAGCCAUUAAUGUUGAUCUUGGAAAAGGUGAAUGUAGUUGUGCAGCUUGGCAAAUGUCAGGCAUCCCAUGCCCACAUGCAUGUGCAGCUAUCAAGGCCUUGAAUUGCAAUGUGUAUGAUUUUGUUGAAGAAUGCUACAAGAUUACGUCCCAACAAAAGAUUUAUGGUAGGACGAUGACUCCAGUGGUGACAAUCGACAUGCCAAAUCCUAAUAACUAUCGGCUGCAAGAUAUAGCAAGUCAAGUGUUUUUGGCACCACCUUUGACUAGUCGACCACCUGGAAGGCCUAGGAUAAAUAGGCAAGAGUCGCAGUUUCAAAACAAGAAGGUCUACCAUUGUAGUGCAUGCCAGCAAGUUGGCCACACAAGAAGAACAUGCAAGAAUCCAAACCCAACUUAA